AUGGCAGCCGUAGGGAAUCAACUGCCUCGAGAACUCUGGGAAACCAUCUUGGAUGCCGUCUUUGACGAUCUACUUCUGUUCGAGACCGAUCCCCUGCGCCAUUUCCUUACAGAUAGACGUAUACUCUCAAAAUGGCACACAGAAAACAGCGAGGAUGCAUUUUAUCGCCAGCGAGCGACGUUGCGUCUCGUCUGCCAUUCAUGGAGAGAUUACGUCGACUCUGACGGCGUCAAGUAUCGAUAUACCCGACUUUGGGACAUUCACAUCUACGACGAAGCUACAAUCGUGCAGCUUUCGCGGGCACGACGAAUCGCUGGACCUCAUUACCCGACAAUCAUAGAACGCAACCGGCGAAAGCCCCAUCUCAAAGACCAUGGGUACCAGAUUUCACUCGACCAGAGAAUCAUGGUCGAACUCGGACUCACAUUGCAGUCUAGGCUGCUUGGAGCUCGAAUCCUGUCCACCUGCACGGCCAGGCUAAGCCACCUCGUCAUCAAAGAGUCUCCAGAAUCCUUUGCAAAUCUAGAAACUCUUCAUCUGGAUCUUGGUUUCUUGUUCUGGCCAGGUCCACCUUUGGAGAUGCUGGACAAAAUCACCAAAAACUUUCGACGUUUGGUGUUCCUGUGGCUCGAGCUGGGAACCAGGUUUACUUUCAUGUCGAGCGAUGUGCUCGAGCUACCGCAUUUGCGCACCCUGAUCAUCACAGCAGGGUCGCUCAGCGGGAUUCCGUACGAAAAAUGGAGGUUACCCAACUUGCGCCACCUCGAUCUAAGCCGAUUCGGGGAUGCAAGAGAAGUGGCCCGUUUCUGGAAGGGUGUUUCUGCAUUCGGGAAACAACUAGAGGUCGUGAUCGUCCGUUACCUUGGGGCCCCUCUGGUCAAUAUAGUCCCUUGGUGCCCUCCAUCAAACCACCCAUUGACCACCCUCGUCAAUACCGACGACGAGACUCUGGCCUUUCUCGACGUAGGCGUUGGGUCUGGUACGGAUGCUAUUGACAUGCUGAUCGAGUUUUGUACCAUUUUGGCAAACGUGACGACUAUUCGAGAGUCGCAUGACUGGGAAGCGCCAGAGUUUGAUCGCUUUCGUGGAGAGAGAUCAAAGGAGGUAGUCGAGGGGAGUCUCGUUACCUACCAGGAUGCCAGACUAUUCCAGGCUGCGGAUGGCCUGGUGAAACUUGCCCAGAGGAUGAAAGAGUUGUCGAUUCGCUUUGAGGAUAAACAUGGUCGUCUCUUUGGUGAGCAGUAG
Serendipita indica DSM 11827 is the source of this 1245-nucleotide messenger RNA. Lineage: Eukaryota; Fungi; Basidiomycota; Agaricomycetes; Sebacinales; Serendipitaceae. The record is from the annotation of a GenBank genome assembly.